This is a messenger RNA of Chenopodium quinoa (quinoa), 1188 nucleotides long. Its product is annotated as probable disease resistance protein At5g66900. The coding region runs from base 1 to 1188 and encodes 395 amino acids. The transcript is spliced from 2 exons. The record is from RefSeq and is a predicted model, not a curated record. NCBI's taxonomy places the organism in Eukaryota, Viridiplantae, Streptophyta, Magnoliopsida, Caryophyllales, Amaranthaceae.
AUGCAUGAUCUCAUGCGUGACCUUGCUAGAAAUGUUGCAGCAAAAGAGUUCUUGACAUUGACAGCUUGUACAAAAGAUUUAGAAGGGAAAGUUCGUCAUCUAUACAUUGGGAGUAAUAAAGUUCUGACUACCUGGUUUCACUCGCGUAAUUGUCCAACUAAAACACUACGUACCUGUAUGAAGUAUUCUGUAUCCACAACUAGUGAUGCAAUUAUUUCAAAUUGUAGUUGUGUAAGGGUAUUGGAUAUGUGGGACUCUGUGUGUAUUAGAAACUUACCAGAUAAACUAGGUAAAUUAUCACACUUGAGGUAUCUAGAUCUGUCAAAUUUUUAUGAUCUGGAGAUGCUCCCUAAAUCGAUCACCAAGCUUCACAAUCUGCAAACAUUAAGAUUGAGAAGUUGCAGUAAAUUAAAGGAGUUGCCUGAGGAUACAAGCAAAUUAGUAAAUCUCAGGAUGUUGGAUAUGCAUGGCUGUAGGAGCUUAACUCAUAUGCCAGAGGACAUAAGCAAACUAGUAAAUCUUAGGGUGUUAGUUCUAUCAGAAUGUGAGAGCUUGACUCAUAUGCCAGCAGGGAUGGGAGAAUUGUUACAGUUGAGUCUGAAGGAGUUGCCCGAGGACACGUGCAAACUGGUAAAUCUUAGGGUGUUGGAUAUGAAGGGAUGUAACAGCUUUACUCAUAUGCCAGCAGGGAUGGGUAAAUUAACAUGUCUUCACACGCUACCGACUUUUUUAUUGAGUAAGGAUGAUGAUAAAAAAGGCAAGCUUAGAGACUUGGCAGCUCUUAUCAGUAACCUCAGCGGUGAUCUCGACGUUAAAGAUUAUAAGUACGAAGGAUAUCUGAUAUCUAGUACAGUGUUGCAUGUAAAACUCCGGUCUUUAAAGUUAAGUUGUAAACUUAAGUCUAGUCACCCAUUUAAGGAGACAUUGAUGGAGAGCCUGUUCUGUAAUCACCAAUUUCAGCAUUUGGAGAUGGAGUACUAUGGUGGGACCAAAUUGCCAAGUUUUGCGUUAGGGCUUGUGCGUAUCGACUUGAGAAAAUGUGAUAGGUUGCAACAUCUGCCAUCGUCACUGAGUCAACUUUGCCAUCUCAAAAAGCUUUGCCUCCGGUAUAUGCAGAAUUUGGAGUACAUAGAUAGCAAUGCACCUUCUUCAUCAACGAAUUUUUUCCCGGCUCUUGAGAAGUUAUAG